This is a messenger RNA of Penicillium hordei, 1926 nucleotides long. RefSeq lists its product as uncharacterized. The record is from RefSeq and is a predicted model, not a curated record. Gene Ontology annotation, biological process: actin filament polymerization. The coding region runs from base 1 to 1926 and encodes 641 amino acids. Gene Ontology annotation, molecular function: microtubule binding; actin binding. Lineage: Eukaryota; Fungi; Ascomycota; Eurotiomycetes; Eurotiales; Aspergillaceae. Gene Ontology annotation, cellular component: actin filament; cytoplasm. The transcript has 4 exons.
AUGACGCUCAGUAUCUCCAUUGAUCCAAACCCCCAUGGUUCGGAUCGCUCUUACUCCGACGACGAGGACUCGUCUGGUGUUCAUGUCCCUACAUCUUCCGAAUUAGAAAGUCAUGAGUACCAGGAUUAUGAUGAGUGGGCGCAUUUGCCAUAUCCGGAUGAAUUGAAACCAUCUGAUUCAGCCUCCCGACCAAGAACUUCGCACCGCAGUCGUCCGCCCCACGGUUCACGCUCCGCUUCGGGCCGUCGCCCAACAUCGCGACGGAUGGUUCCAGAACAUCAGUCGUUCGCCCCUCGAGGCCGAAGACAACAAUCACCACCAGAUUCCCCCGACAGUGCCGAUUCCGCCGACGAGUACCCUCCCAAUUUUAGUCGAAAUGAUCGGAGGAAUUGGCAACAACCUAUGCCACCUGCCCCUGGAUACGCCCCCAGCCAGUCCUCUGGUCCAUCUUAUCCUCCUUAUCCUCCCCCUCCUCCUCCUCCAGGCCAUGGUCCAUAUGCCCACCACAAUCCUCCCCCAAUUACUUCGGAACUCAUGAGAAUUCCACACCCGGGUCAACCCAACCCCUACGGUGCCCCUCCGCCCUAUGGAUACCCACCUCAAUUCCAACCGGGUUUUCUUCCCGAUCAACCCCACCUUCAUCCACGACAUGCGCCUCGCCAGCCGCCUCAGCUGCACAAUCCAAUGCAACCGCCAAUGCAACCGCCAAUGCCGCACGCGAUGGGUCCUCACGGUGCUCACUCCCCUUACCCUGGAUAUCCGCACGAAUUGAUGGCCUACGGUCAGACUGGUUUCUAUCGAGAUCAACCCAGCUAUUUCGGGGGACCGAUCCCGGGCAUGAUGCCUCCUCAUUAUUGGCCACCCUACCCUCCAAUGCCGUCUCCUCCAGUGCAACCUGAACCUAAAUCCCCCCCACCCCCGACGCCUGCUCCCGAACCUGCUCCAGCCCCAGCCCCAACCCCAGCCCCAGCUCCGGCCCCAGCUCCGGCUCCGGCUCCUGAACCUGCCCCCCCUCCACCGCCGCCUCCACCGCCGCCUCCACCGGUCGACACUGCCAAGGAUGAGCAAAUCGCAAGGCUCGAGAAGUUGAUUCUGGACGAUCGUCUAGACCGCGAAGCGAAGGAGCUCGCCAAGAAGCAAGCUAUUGAACGCGCGGCUGCCGAGAAAGCAGCUCAGGAUGCACAGACCGCACAUGAUAGGAAGAUUACCCUGGAAGCUGCGGCGCUUGCUCGAGCGGAUGCAGAAAAAAAGGCAGCGGAGGAUGCCGCAAAGGCCAAGGAGGAGGCGGAGAAAGCCACUGCCGCGGCCGCUUCUGAGGCAGCAGCGGCAGCAACGGCCGCAGCUAAUGAAGCAGCUGCCAAGGCGGCCGCAGCGGCUGCUGAAGCAGCUGCUAAAGCUGCCGAACCGCCGCCACCACCGCCACCCCCGGAAAAAAAGCAACCUAUCAAAUUUAAGGACGCUGUUGGGAGGAAAUUCAGUUUUCCAUUUGAACUAUGUGCUACCUGGCAGGGAAUGGAAGAGCUUAUCCGGCAAGCUUUCCUCCAUAUUGAAGUCAUUGGACCCCAUGUGGCCGAGGGCCAUUACGAUCUUAUUGGUCCGAAUGGCGACAUUAUCCUCCCACAGGUUUGGGAAACUGUAAUCGAGCCUGACUGGGCUAUCACUAUGCACAUGUGGCCAAUUCCCGAAAAGCCAAAGGAAGACCCUCCUCCUCCCCCUGCACCAGAGCCUGCUCCGGUAAAACCUCCCGAUCCACCUGCCGAGCCGAAGAAGAAAGCAGACGGCCCUAAGAAAGCCAAGGCUGGAGGACCAGCUGUCCCUGGAAGUUUCGCGAUGUGGAUGUUAGGUGGCACCAAUCGUCGGGGGGGCAAAGGGGGUCCUAAAGUGGAAAAAAAGCCCGAUGCCCCUCCCCCAGCACCCGCACCAUAA